Molecule: messenger RNA, 1537 nt
Organism: Cynara cardunculus var. scolymus (artichoke)
Lineage: Eukaryota; Viridiplantae; Streptophyta; Magnoliopsida; Asterales; Asteraceae
Product: protein SULFUR DEFICIENCY-INDUCED 2
Exons: 4
Coding region: 154-1041 (295 amino acids)
Molecular function (GO): protein binding
Source: RefSeq, a predicted model, not a curated record
CUCUCUCUCUCUCUCUCUCUACAUUUCCCAUUGCAAACCCCAAAUUCUCAACUAUUCAAGCUCUAGAGUGAGAAUCAAGCAUAAAGCCGCCAUUGACGAAGGCUCUGUCUCAACCGUUUUCUGGAGAGAGAAAGAAGAAAACUCACAGAAAUUAUGAAGGGAGGAAAAGGAGAGAAGAAUGAAGAAGCUAUCGAAUAUCAUGUGCUCCAUAAACUUCCUUCUGGUGAUAGUCCGUAUGUCAGAGCCAAACAUCUCCAGCUGGUGGAAAAGGAUCCAGAUGGAGCGAUAAUUUUGUUCUGGAAAGCUAUUAAUGCCGGUGAUCGAGUUGAUAGUGCCCUAAAAGACAUGGCAGUCGUUAUGAAACAACAGGAUAGAGCUGAAGAAGCAAUUGAAGUCAUUAGAUCCUUCAGGGAACGUUGCUCCAAUCAAGCCCAAGAAUCACUAGACAAUGUCCUAAUCGACUUAUACAAGAAAUGUGGUAAAUUAGAGGAGCAAAUCGAACUGCUAAAGCAGAAGCUUCGGAUGAUCUAUGAAGGAGAAGCAUUCAACGGAAAACCCACAAAGACAGCGCGCUCCCAUGGAAGGAAAUUCCAAGUUACGGUCAAGCAAGAGACAUCAAGGAUACUGGGUAAUUUAGGGUGGGCAUACUUGCAGCUAAAGAAGUUUGCAGUGGCGGAAGCUGUAUAUCGUAAAGCUCAAGAGAUCGACCCAGAUGCUAACAAGGCCUGCAAUUUGUGCCUGUGCCUAGUGAAACAAGGUCGAUAUUCAGAGGCCAACACGGUUCUUGCAGAUGUAUUGGAAGGUAAACUUUUGGGGUCCAACGACCCCAAGUUAAUUAGCAGGGCGAAGGAGCUCGUUGAGGAGCUAGAGCCAUGGCAGUUGGCCCUGGUGCACCCAAGUCCUAGCCAGGGGUUGGUAACUUUGGAGGAUGCUUUCGUUGAGGGGCUUGACCAGUUAAUAAACCAAUGGACUCCAUUCAGAUCAAGAAGACUCCCUGUAUUUGAAGAGAUAUCAACAUAUAGAGAUCAACUAGCCUGUUGAUCAGUUUUGAUGGUAUGCUUGUGAGCCAAUAAUUCAUAGUUGUUGAGACGAACGGGCAUAUAUACAUAUAUAUACAUCUAUAUAUACAGGGAGAGAGGAAGGAUCAAAUGAAAACAUAAUCAAGAACAAGAGAACCAGAAAACGGUCAAAUCACAUGUAAUUUUACAUGAAUGGUCGACCUGGCCCACGACAUUAAGUCACUGUCAAAUCGCUGUGAUUUUAGUAGUGUAAAAUCACGUCAUUCGACCGUUUCCAUGUUCUCUUAUUUGGUGGUUGUUCAGGUAUAUGACGUGACUGUAUAUAUAGCAAUAAUGGACCAAUUUUUAUCGUGUGUACCAUAUAGAUUAGAGAGAGUUUGUAUGUAUAUCAAGUGUAAACUGGCAAAGGAAGAGGCCAUUAUUGUAUGUAAACUACCAAUCCCCUUUGAAAGAUAGUACCUAUUGCAUCCCAUCAUGACCAAAUACAUAUCUAACGACAAUUCAAUGUCUCUUUCAAA